Molecule: messenger RNA, 1221 nt
Organism: Hansenula anomala
Lineage: Eukaryota; Fungi; Ascomycota; Saccharomycetes; Phaffomycetales; Wickerhamomycetaceae
Exons: 1
Coding region: 1-1221 (406 amino acids)
Molecular function (GO): NADPH dehydrogenase activity; FMN binding
Source: RefSeq, a predicted model, not a curated record
AUGACCCUGGCGCAACCUGAUUAUGACCAAAGAAUUCAACCUCUCUCAUUAAAAGACACCAACUUAUUCAAACCCAUCAAGCUUGGUGAUAUUGAGGUUUCCCAUAGAGUCGUCUUAGCUCCGCUGACUAGACUUAGAGCAGACCCUGAUUCUUAUGUUCCUAAUGUUGAAUUGGCUUCUGAGUAUUACCGUCAGAGAUCUGAAAACCCAGGGGCACUGAUUAUCACAGAAGGUAUUGUUGUUUCGAAGUUCACCACAGGAUUCUUUGAUGGGUGUCCAGGUAUUUGGAAUGAGGAACAGACUGAAGCAUGGGCUAAGAUCUUUAAGCCAAUUAAAGAUAAUGGUUCAUUUGUUGUUGCCCAGUUGUUUGGUUUAGGUAGACAAGCCAUUCCUGAUGUUCUUGCUAAGAAUGGAAUCCCUUAUAAAACUGCAACUGCUGGUAGAUACAUCACUCACGACGGUGCUUAUGAUUUCAAAGAAAAAGCACUUGAGUUCAAUAAUCCAUUACUUGAGUUAACAUUGGAAGAAAUUGAACAACAUAUUGUUGAUUUUAUUCAAGCUGGUAUUAAUUGUAUCAAGGCUGGAGCUGAUGGUGUUCAAGUUCAUGUUGCCAAUGGAUACUUGUUGAAUCAAUUUUUAGACCCAGAAUCAAAUCAAAGAACUGAUGUAUAUGGCGGAUCAAUUGAGAAUAGAUCAAAAUUGCCUUUGAAAAUCAUUGAUGGUUUGAUCGAUGCUAUUGGGGCUGGCAAGGUUUCUGUUAGAUUCUCUCCAUAUUCGAAAUUUGGUGGUUUUAAUGGUGUUCAAGAUGAUCCAACCUUAUUGGCACAAUAUGCUCAUAUCGUGGGUGAAUUAGAAGUUAGAGCUCAACAAGGCAAAAGAGUUCAAUUUCUUGAUAUUGUUGAGCCACGAAUCUUUACGGGUGUUUCCACUGAUGAAUACCCUGAAUUUAAAGGUGGUAAUAAUGAUUUCUUUUAUCAUAUUUGGAAAGGACCAAUUGUUAGAGCUGGUGACUAUAUGUCGAAUCAUGAUGCUUUGAAAAAUGAUAUACAAGAUGGAAGAACAUUAAUUGCUUUCGGUAGGUAUUUUAUUUCAAAUCCAGAUUUACCAACUCGAUUACAAAAAGGUUUACCAUUAAACAAGUAUUAUCGUGAACUUUUUUACAGUCCUGGUCCAAAAGGCUACAUUGAUUACCAAAAACACAGUGAAACAUUGACUGAAUAG